AUGGACGGCUUAUUAACUCAUGUUACGGUUGGAAAAUCGGGCGUUUGGGGAGUCACCAGUGGUAAUGCAAUUUUCUUCAGGCAAGGUGUCGCAUCAGACACAUCGUAUGGAACAGUAUGGCAACAUCUGAUAGGUUCAUUGAAGCAGAUUGACGCUGGUAGCUCGGGAGUUGUUUAUGGAGUGAAUAGGUAUCUAUUUUUAAUAUCUAUUUGGUUACGAACACGUAUACGUGUUUAG
Molecule: messenger RNA, 237 nt
Organism: Paramuricea clavata
Lineage: Eukaryota; Metazoa; Cnidaria; Anthozoa; Malacalcyonacea; Plexauridae
Source: the annotation of a GenBank genome assembly